CUGAGGGGAAAAAAGUAUGAGAUAAUGUAUCACGCCUACCUACUUGUACAAGAAAUGAUCGAAUCCUGGAUGGAGGUUGUUGGGGACAACCACUCCUGUUCUUCCCCACAAGCGGCAUUUCCACCUCGGGGCAUUCCGAGGUUGAUCGGCGGUGUUUCCGAAGAGCAAAUGGCCAUGGAACCAUCUUUCGAGCUGAUGUGAGUGCGGACACUUUUCCUCCAGAUACAACGAAUAAAUUUCUUCACGGAUUCCAAACCAUGACUAUCAUCAUCACCGGUGCUGGCGGCUUUGUCGGCCAGAUUCUCGCGGAAAAGCUCGUUGAAACUUCACCAGAUACCCGCCUCAUUCUCGCUGAUGUCCGUCAACCACCCAAUCCUACCAGCUCCCAGAAUGUCAAGUCUGUCGCCGCAGACCUCACGGAUUCAUCUGCAUGCUCUUCACUUAUUGACUCCGCCUCUCCUUCUCUCGAGGCCGUCUAUAUCCUCCACGGCAUCAUGUCGAGCGGUUCCGAGGCCAAUCUGGAACUCGGCCUGAAAGUAAACUUUGACAGCGUCCGCUGCCUCCUGGAUACCAUCUGUACAAAACAACCCGGAGCCAAAGUCAUCUUUUCCUCUUCUUGCGCCGUCAAUGGCCGUGCUGCGGUGCAAAACGUAGCCAACGAGACGAACAUCGUACCCAUGCCGGAAAGCUCCUAUGGUACGCAGAAACUCAUGAUUGAGUACCUCAUCAACGACUACUCUCGUCGUGGUCUCAUUGACGGUCGCGUUGUGCGCCUGCCUACCAUAUUCGUCCGCGCAGGUGCGCCGACCGCCGCGGCCUCAUCUUUCGUCUCCGGCAUCGUUCGGGAACCUGUGCAUGGCCAGGAAUCCGAGCUACCUGUUGACCCGGAUAUUGGAAUAUGGCUAGCCUCUCCUAAAAUCCUAGCGCACAACCUCGUGCUUGCGAAAGACAUUCCAGCUGAGAAGUUUGGGCAUUUCAGGACGGUGCUUCUGCCCGGAUAUACGGCGACCAGCCGGGAGAUUUUGGAUGCACUAGAGAAGGUAUGUGGGAAGGAGACGAGGUCGUUGGUGAAAGAGAAAAGGGAUGAGACGAUUCAGCGCAUUGUGUUGAGUUGGCCGGCGAGGUACGAUACCAGUAGGGCAAGGGAGUUGGGUUUCAGGGAGGAUGUGGGGCUUGAGCAGACGAUCAGGGAUUUUGUGGAGGGUGAGAAGGCGAAGUCGUAGACAGGGUGGACAUUCAUAUUCAGAAUAUAUGUGCAGGAAUAAUGGCAAAAGCAGC
This is a messenger RNA of Westerdykella ornata, 1278 nucleotides long. Its product is annotated as NAD(P)-binding protein. The transcript has a single exon. NCBI's taxonomy places the organism in Eukaryota, Fungi, Ascomycota, Dothideomycetes, Pleosporales, Sporormiaceae. Bases 258 to 1223 code for a protein of 321 amino acids. The record is from RefSeq and is a predicted model, not a curated record.